AUGUCUUCCGCCCGGACGCCUCGGCUCGAGCCGACCUUCUGGCCCAAAAACAAGGGCGCGCCCGCCUCCGAUUCACUGAAUAAUCAAGCUCAACAGGUCUUCUUCCCCGCCGAUUCCGCCAAGCCCGUUCCCUUGGCCGUGGUUUCGCCGGAUAGUAGACAGGACAAGUGGGAAUCUCGUUAA
Sphenostylis stenocarpa is the source of this 183-nucleotide messenger RNA. The record is from the annotation of a GenBank genome assembly. NCBI's taxonomy places the organism in Eukaryota, Viridiplantae, Streptophyta, Magnoliopsida, Fabales, Fabaceae.